CAUCACUUCCUGAAAAUACUGCAGUGACUGAUCUGGAUCCUUCAAUAUAUAAACUAUUUACACUUUCCCUAUGAACAACCACAAAAAAAUCGUGAAGGAAGUAGCAAGUCGCACAUCAUGACGUUAUUGCAGAAGCUUAUCAUGCUUCUACCAGAGAACUUCACAAGGACAUUCCACAACUAUCGCAAACUUCAUAAUCUCGACAUCGAAUCCACAUAUCCUGCCUUCGAGAAAACCACGUUGCAGCAUCAGGAAGACAUGGCAGCCCAGAUGAACAACCUGCAGCAAUUCCCAAACAUCACAUACCACACAACGCCGACACGAGACUUUGAUCGUUCAGAAUGCAGAGCUUGGAUUUUCGAGUUUCUGCAUCACGGCCUUGAGCUCUCUCAAAUCGAUGCUGCGCGCAAAGCGAUGCGGUGGAUGUAUACAGGGGAUCGACUCUUCACAUACAGCGAGCAGCAGAUGAUCGAUGUUUUUGGGCUUAUCGUUGGGGGAGGCUUGUGGUCACGAAUGCAAACCGAGAGAUUAACUGAGAGGUUUUUAGAAUAUGCGGAAACGGUCGAGAAAAUCAAGCGAAACACAACCACGAUACGAGAUAACGUCAACCCGAAGACACAAACACAAAUGAUUCUUGCUGAAUUGUUUGUUAUCGCACUAUUCAUGACAUCUGUCAUGAUAAGUGUCGGUUUAGCAAGGUACCAAGCAAAGCAUCCGGGAGAAUGGAAUGAUCAAUGGUGGCUCCUAGUGUUCCUAGUCUUCGGUGCUUUCCUUCUCGCCUACUUCCUGUCCGCGGGACCAGAAUCAUCUCCACUCGCUAUAAUCGUAUCCGGCACCUAGGAGAGCACCAUUGAGUGUCGUAUUUUCUGGUUCAUCGGAGGCAAUGAAGCAUUCACUUGUGUCUCAUACAAUGGAGAGGGGUUGAAAGGUGGAAAUGAAGCAAGUCAUGCAACGACUUUUAGUAUUCGCGUAUUAGGUUUUUUUAAU
Molecule: messenger RNA, 987 nt
Organism: Mollisia scopiformis
Lineage: Eukaryota; Fungi; Ascomycota; Leotiomycetes; Helotiales; Mollisiaceae
Exons: 3
Coding region: 118-840 (240 amino acids)
Source: RefSeq, a predicted model, not a curated record